AUGUAUAAGCACAUAAAUUCCUUUAUUUCCCCACAGCAAAUUCAACAGAAAACAAAUCUAUCUGCCAUCACAAACUUCACUCUUCUUGGAUUUGGUGAUCAACCAGGACUGCAAGUUCUCCUUUCCUUGAUAUUCCUUGGAAUCUAUAUACUUGCCAUGGCUGGAAAUCUCAUUAUCACUAUUCUCAUUGUCAUUGAUGUGCACCUCCACACCCCCAUGUAUUUCUUCCUUGGGAAUCUGUCCUGCCUGGAGAUUUGCUACACCUCCACCAUCCUGCCCAGAUUGCUCUUCAGUCUUCUUACUGGAGACAAAACCAUUUCUGUUCAAGGCUGCAUUGCACAAUAUUUCUUCUUUGGUAGCUUGGCAUCUUCAGAAUGUUAUCUCUUAGCUGUGAUGUCAUACGAUCGCUUUUUAGCCAUAUGCAAACCAUUGAGGUACACAUCACUCAUGAGUGGCAGGAUCUGCCUUGGACUUAUUACUGUCUCUUGGAUGAGUGGUCUGCUAAGUAACACCAUCAUAACAUCACUGUUGUUAAAGCAGUCCUUUUGCGGCCCCAAUGAAAUUGAGCAUUUCUUUUGUGACUUAGCCCCUGUGUUAAAACUUUCCUGCACAAAUACCAGCCUGGUGAAACUUGUCAUAUUCAUCCUGGCCUCCAUGGACACCAUACCUCCAUUUCUUCUUACCUUGAUCUCAUAUGUCUGUAUUAUCAUCAGCGUCCUCAAAAUGAAGACCAAGGCUUCGCGACAUAAGGCCUUCUCCACUUGUUCCUCCCAUCUCAUUGUGGUGACACUUUUCUAUGGAUCUCUGAUUUGUGUAUAUAUAAUUCCUGAAACUAACACACUAAAGGGGCUUCAUAAAACCUUCUCCUUGUUUUAUACUGUCUUUACUCCCAUGCUCAACCCUAUUAUAUAUAGUCUGAGAAACAAGGAGGUGAAGAUAGCCUUCUACAGAACUGCAAGCAAAGCUGUCGGUGUGGUCUCAUUUCCUUAG
Eublepharis macularius is the source of this 990-nucleotide messenger RNA. RefSeq names its product olfactory receptor 1020-like. Gene Ontology annotation, cellular component: membrane. Gene Ontology annotation, biological process: G protein-coupled receptor signaling pathway. Gene Ontology annotation, molecular function: olfactory receptor activity; G protein-coupled receptor activity. NCBI's taxonomy places the organism in Eukaryota, Metazoa, Chordata, Lepidosauria, Squamata, Eublepharidae. The transcript has a single exon. The coding region runs from base 1 to 990 and encodes 329 amino acids. The record is from RefSeq and is a predicted model, not a curated record.